CAAAUACGCGUUUACAGAACAUAAACAUACAACUGAUCUAUAAAACAUCAGUGGUCGUCCUCCCUAAAGUCACUGUUUGGCUGCUGCAAAGCUAAACGAGCUGGGAGGGAAACCCGGCUCGCAGAGCGCUCCAGGCUGAUUAUGUGAAAGCUCACAGAGCCAUAAGUGGUUGCGGGUUUAACAGUAAAGAGGCAUACCCAAUGAGCGCACUCGAGCACCUCCCCAAAAUGUUCUGAUUACAGGCGCUAGAUGUUUACAUAUUACGCGCGCAUAAGGCGACAGAAGGGGAGAGCCGCUACAGUAUACAAGUAGAAAACAGGGAUGGAUCACAGACCGGCGGAUUUCGCACUUUGUGGACGCGCAAAAGCAGCCUUUUAGUGCACCGCAUCCUGGAAUAUUCACAUCUCAUUCUUUUUCGCAAUUUGCCAUUUAAAGAUCAAACAAGUUUCUGGUGCACCAAAAGUGUUUUGCAUAUUGCGCAUAAUCAUGUUUUUGUUGCUAAGGUCAGUUCUUCUUGUUAAUGUGUUAUAUGUUCAAUGGAAAAUUGUUGGUUCAAUGCAGAGUCAGUUGUGCAAACCCGUCAGACUGGACCACCAGAGAUUUGUAAAGAACAGUUUAGUCGGUGUUGAAGAGAACGCGUUGCCGCAAAGAGUUGUAUUCAGAAUAAGUGCAUUCGAACACGAUUUUGUGCUCGAAUUGCAGUCGGACUUCAGUUUCAUUGCCCCAGGGUUUUCUGCACACACAGACGCAACUACUCAAAAUUCAGCUCAGAGUGAAGAUUUGAGCCGGUGUUUCUAUGCCGGCGAGGUGAAUUCUGACCCCUUGUCCUAUGCAGCGCUGAGUUUAUGCAAAGGCUUGCAGGGCGCUUUCGGCUACGAUGGCUGGGAAUACUUCAUCAAGCCUGCUUUCAACGACGCCACCCCAGCAACCGAUUGGGAAAAUGUGGAUGCGCAUCUUAUCAGACGCCGGUUUAACGCAAAUCUGAAUGGAACUUCCACUUCAAGGUGCGGUGUGGACAGCGGAGUUACCCACACCGUUGCAGAGUCUUUGGCAAAGUUUAAACACCUGAAGGAGCAACACAUUAGUAACCUGACUAUGUCAGUCCUGAGAAAUCGCUCGAAAAGGUUUGUCUCCACUCCGCGUUAUGUUGAGACAUUAGUGGUGGCCGAUGAGUCCAUGGCUAAAUUCCACGGUGACGACCUGAAGCAUUACGUUCUGACUUUAAUGUCGGUGGCAGCAAAGCUUUACAAACACCCCACCAUUCUCAACUCUAUCAACAUCGUGGUCGUCAAGUUUAUGGUGAUUAACGAGGAAGAGAAAGGACCCAAGGUGUCCGGGAACGCAGCGUUGACCCUGCGUAAUUUCUGCACCUGGCAAAAGAAGCUGAACAAAAACAACGACACGCACCCGGAGUAUUGGGAUACGGCCAUCCUAUUCACAAAAGAGGACCUGUGUGGAUCCUCAACUUGUGACACACUGGGUAUGGCAGAUGUAGGCACUAUGUGUGAUCCCAAGAGAAGCUGCUCUGUAAUUGAAGAUGAUGGGUUGCCAUCUGCCUUCACUACUGCCCAUGAGCUUGGACACGUCUUUAAUAUGCCACAUGAUAAUGUUAAGGCAUGUGAGGAGGUGUUUGGCAAGCUGCAGGACAAUCACAUGAUGUCUCCCACUCUGAUCCGUAUCAAUCGCACCAGUCCCUGGUCCCCAUGCAGUGCUGCCAUUAUCACUGAUUACCUGGACAGUGGACAUGGUGAUUGUCUCUUGGACCAACCUCAGAAACCUUUAACUCUGCCAGAAGUACUCCCUGGUGCAUCAUAUGUUUUAGAGCGGCAGUGCGAGCUUGCCUUCGGAGCUAGUUCAAAGCCAUGCCUGUUCAUGCAGGCACCAUGUCAGCGCUUAUGGUGCACAGGGAAGACCCGUGGGCAACUGGUGUGCCAGACAAGACACUUUCCAUGGGCAGAUGGAACUAGCUGUGGGGAUGGACAGCUCUGCAUGCGGGGUACCUGUGUAGAGAAACAAGAGAUCUCCAAAACUAAGUUGGAUGGCAGAUGGGGUAAAUGGGGACCAUUUGGAACAUGCUCCAGAACUUGUGGAGGUGGAGUGCAGCUGUCAAAAAGAGAGUGUGACAACCCAGUGCCAGUUAAUGGGGGCAAAUACUGCCAAGGAGUGAGGGUCAAAUACCGUUCCUGCAACCUCACCCCAUGCCUCGACACAGGAACGAGCUAUCGUGAGAAACAGUGUGAAGCUUACAAUGGGUUUAAUCUAAACACUAACCGGCUUACCCCCUCUGUUGUAUGGGUACCCAAAUAUUCCGGAAUUUCCAUCAAAGAUAUGUGCAAGCUGAUUUGCAGGGCAAAUGGAACAGGCUACUUCUAUGUUCUUGCCCCAAAGGUUGUUGAUGGAACACCAUGUUCUCCUGACUCCUCAUCUGUCUGUGUCCAAGGUAAAUGCAUCAAGGCAGGUUGUGAUGGAAAACUACACUCCAAUAAGAAAUUCAACAAGUGUGGUGUCUGUGGAGGAGAUAACAAGAAUUGCAAGAAGAUCUCAGGCCUUUUCACCAAGCCCAUACAUGGUUACAAUUUUGUGGUCAUGCUUCCCAUUGGAGCCUCCAACAUCGACAUCAGGCAGCGUGGCUACAAGGGCAUUUUGAGUGAUGACAACUAUCUAGCCGUCAAGAACAGCCAGGGAAAGUACCUGCUAAAUGGAAACUAUGUGGUGUCUGCAAUGGAGAAGGACAUUCUAGUAAAUGGAAGCUUGCUUCGUUACAGUGGAACCAUCGGUUCCUCUGAGACUCUCCAGACAGUGAAGCCUCUUGGUGAGGCCCUGAUAAUUGAAGUGUUGUCUGUGGGCCAGAUGACACCUCCACGCAUCCGCUAUUCCUUCUACUUACCACGGGAGAGCAAAGAUACCAAGGUGCAAAAGAAGCAUGAAAAUACACAUGCCGAAAACAGUGUGCUUGGGGAAGAUGGAGGAAUCAAUAAAGGUGGAAAAGACUCAGAUCUGCUCAAGGACAUAAUCUCACCAUCUUACAUCAAAGAUAGCCUAAAAGUUGGAAAGUGGGUGGCAGCAGGGUGGGAUGUGUGCUCAGUUACCUGCGGUAAUGGGCUCCAGAGGAGAAUGGUGCAGUGUCUCAUUGCAGAUGGUGGGCCUGGGGUGGACUGUGACCCCAACCAUAAGCCUAGUACUAUUCAGGUAUGUGGAGACCCUUGCCCCAUGUGGGAAGUGAGUGACUGGUCCCCCUGCUCCAAAACCUGUGGGAAGGGAUUCAAACGGCGCCUGCUUCGCUGUGCUACAAAUACAGGAAAGCUGCUACCCAGAGAGCACUGUGCAGGCAAGAAGAAGCCACAGGAGCUGGACUUCUGUUCACUAACUCCUUGUAAAUAAUCCUUACCUUCCUUUCCUCCCAUCAUUAAUUCCAUACAUGGUCCUUCCAUUUUUUUCAAAUUACUUAUUCAGAGAACAGAGAAAAGAACAAACAAAAAGACUGGUUCAUAUUUUGUAUUGCCUCAUCUGCCUGAAAAUGGAAAAGAUUAAAUGAACAUCCAUAGAAAAAUUAUGAGGCAGACAACUGAGGUCAUUUGAUAGAUAGGCUUGAACACAAAUGCAAAAGUAGUCUACCUCGAACUGUAACCAAACUGUUUAUUGAUAUAAUACAUGCAAUAUAUACCAUGUCUUCUGAAGCGAUACAACCACUUUGUGUGAUGAACAGCAUACAAUUUAAGUAGUUUUUUACUGUGAAAUCUUACAACCAAACAUGGAAUAUGACACCAUGUGAUUUGGUCACGAAACUCGAUGAAAACCAAUGAGGUUUGAUGUUAUCGAUGUAGCUGCCAUAUUUUUGUAAAUGCUUUAUUAAUGAUUUGAUUUGAGAGUUAAAGGCUUCAAUUUUGUUCUGUUCAUUGCAUAAAGUUAUUGUACCUCUUCAGACAACCUGGAACGUAGUCAAGUUUAUAUAUAUAUAUAUAUAUAUAUAUAUAUAUAUAUAUAUAUAUACAGAAUACAUAUUAUUUUUAAGAGAGAAAGUCAUGCCUGUUUGUAGCGAAUAAAGUUAGGGUGAGUAAAUAAUAACACAAUUUUGAACUAUCCCUUUAACUGAAUGGACACUUUUUCCACAAACAUCAUUGUAAAAAAUCUCUAUUUGUGUGAGCAACUUAUGUUUAAAAUGACCUUUGAUGAAUGCUUGGAGUGAAAGCUAUCCAAAACUCUGAUAUGCCCCAUCUGAGUUAACAGAAACAUUCCUCUGGGUAUAUAGUAAACUAACCUAGAAAAUGCCCUUGUGCUGCAUGGAACUGGUUGCAUCUAUAUACACUUUGAUUCUCUCUUUUAAAUAGUGAAUAUUGUACUGGGAAAAUUAACUGUGUCAAGACCAACAUCCAAGGACGAGACCGGAGUAUUUUAAUAGGAUGUUAAUAUUUGAAAAAAUGGUUUACUGGUUUAUUUGUUUUUCAAUUUUUUUAAAAUCUUGCUAUACUACAAAGCCAACAACAUCCUAGCAGCUCUCUCCUGUUUUUGCUUGAGGAAUUUAAAUUAUUUGUCAACAAACAGACUUAAGUAGAGCAAGGAAGCAGGUUAUCCCUAUGCUUUACAUCAAGGAAGCAGGUUAUCCCUAUGCUUUACAUCAUGUAGAUAAAUUAAUGUCAUGUCACUAGAAGUCUACUUUUCCAAGCACAACUAAAUUCCACCAAGUCCUUUCAUGCAAUCCAAGGGUCAACCUUUACUCACAUGUUUACACAGUAACUCAAGAUGGGCCAUUUUGACAAAGUGCAGAUCAUGGAAAUAUUUCAAAUUUAAAAGAUGUAAUAGCCUCUUAAAAUAAAACAGCCAGGAGAAAGCCUUACAUAUACAAGGCCUGUGUUUUAUCAUUAAGCAUGUUUUAGCAUGUUUGACUUCUGUCCUUAGACAUUUUUGCAUGUCCUUUCAUCACCUUCAAGCCCUCACUGUUUUUUAUCUCAACAAACCUAGUUUUUCUGGCCAGCAUAUUUCUGGCUGUCAACCAUGUUCUGCACUGCCAAACACAUACACUCCUCAUCCUGUUUUCAGCCAGAGAUCUUUUUUGUUUGUUAUAAUGCUGUUUAGCAAACAUGUCCUCCUCUCCUCUCCUCUACCUAUCACAGAGUCAGAGGUGCAGCUGCUAUAAUCAUGCCCUGUCUGGUACAGUUGCCAUUAUAACUAAGUUAUUAUGACUAUUAAAAUGAAUAUUGAGUGCUGGUAGCACAAGGCUGUGUUGUGACCUGUUCUUUAGUGGUAAGUAAUUCAUUGUAUACAGUAUGUGAAAAUCCCUGUAAUACACUAAACAUUUUACAUUUGUGAUAAAGGUUCUUCAGAGUGACCAUAUUGUCCAUCUAAAAGAUGGUUUUUUAUUACAAUUUGUUUUCUUUAGCAUUUUGUACAGCAAAAGAUUUGAAUGUCCUUCAUGGGCUUGUAUACCAUGUAUACAUCCAUCUGGCUGUGCACAAACAAGUCAUGUAAAUACCUAUUAUGUCUUGUUAUACAUAAAUAACAAUUUUCCCCCCUCAUCAAUGCUUCAAGGUAUUUAUUCCAAA
This is a messenger RNA of Xyrauchen texanus (razorback sucker), 5540 nucleotides long. Its product is annotated as A disintegrin and metalloproteinase with thrombospondin motifs 15-like. Lineage: Eukaryota; Metazoa; Chordata; Actinopteri; Cypriniformes; Catostomidae. The record is from RefSeq and is a predicted model, not a curated record. Bases 487 to 3381 code for a protein of 964 amino acids. Gene Ontology annotation, molecular function: metalloendopeptidase activity; zinc ion binding. Gene Ontology annotation, biological process: extracellular matrix organization; proteolysis. The transcript is spliced from 8 exons.